Messenger RNA from Radiomyces spectabilis, 1672 nucleotides. RefSeq lists its product as uncharacterized. NCBI's taxonomy places the organism in Eukaryota, Fungi, Mucoromycota, Mucoromycetes, Mucorales, Radiomycetaceae. The coding region runs from base 81 to 1352 and encodes 423 amino acids. The record is from RefSeq and is a predicted model, not a curated record. The transcript has 5 exons.
GUGGUAUCGUUUUCGCGUUAUUGUCUUUCAGUUGCGUUAUUUUUCUUUUUACCUUGGUGCUUGCAAUAUACUCGUUCAGCAUGCCCUAUAGUGGAAAACGUUCGAAUUUCACUCGGGCCAAUACUGGUGAGGAUCAAACCCAUCGCGGAAAGUCGUGGCUCUCCACAGUAGCGGAUUGCCUUGGACGAACUACCCAGUCCGCCAGCGUAGAUUUCGAACGCAUUUACGACUCCAUGGGAUUCCCAAUGUUCAAAUACCAAACCGACUCCGAAAACUCGACCUACACAAACCAAGCAUCCCCAUCUUUCACUUCUCCUUCGGCUCGAUCGCACUCCCGCGGCACCCAAUACAACCCGCAAUUGCAUCAAUAUACUCCUCUCUCACGUCCCGUCCAUCCAAAUACCACGCCUCUGUUGUCUCUGAACAGCAAACAUGCGGAGGUUCAGUGUGGGCCGCCUAGCAAGAAUCCACUCGAUGAAUUGGCUACCGACGACGAUGAUAAUGAUACCUAUUAUACAGCGCUGGAUUCGUUUGUUGGUGAAGAUUGCCAUUUGACGACAUCAAGGCAUUCACGUACUUAUUAUGCGAUGCAAGCCGACAUCAAGUCGGGCUCGUCCAGUGGUGCUCGUAUUAAAACAGUACAUCCACAGGUUUAUUAUGCGCCGGGACGUGACAGCUUGCGUGCUUCCGAAAGAUCAACAACAGAUACAGCCACUGGAACAUCGCAGCAACUGCAAAACGAGGCUCAGCGACUGGAUAAAUUGUCUCGAGAUGUCGAAGAUAUCAAGAGACAGUUGCAAAGCAUAGGAAACCCUCCAUCAACCCCAUUCGUUGACCUAAUGCGAGACAAAGUGCCGUCAGAGACACCCGUCACACGAAUCCAACAUCAAACGCCACCGUCAUUCGAGGUGCCGCGGGUUCGCUUUGAGGAUCCAUCACCAUCCGAGAGUCCUAUCUCUCGGUUCCAACCGCAUUCACCGUUGAAGACACCUCGACCUCGCUUCAGCUCGGUCUCGCCGUCUUCACCGCAUUUCCCCAGCUCCCCUCCCGAUUCGCCGCUACGACCUCGAUCGACUCUCACUUCACGAGUUACCAAGGUACAACCCUCCAUUUCACUUCAUGGACACACUGAAGCAUCGCGAGUGAUUCCAGACUCGAAAUUCCUCCGCGAGGCUCUUGAUAAAACCCCUUCCUCGCAACACAAAGAUACCAUGCAAAAGAUUGUCAAUGCCAUCCCACAUGUUCGUCUUCGUCGCACCGAUACCAUCACGGAUCCGGAUGGAAUCACGCGGCCCAAUCCAUUCUGGAAUGAAAUUUACAAGAAAAGCAGACGUCGACAAUCUGUAAGUUGAAAAUCAUGGAUAUUCCUAUUAUGUCUGACGAAAAACAUGACCCAUUAACUAAACUUGGCACAGUAAUGAAAAAACAUUCCAUGUGUGUGUGGCAUCUUUUUCCUUAUGCAAUAAUUCGAAAAACUUUCUAUAUGAAGCAGAAGAUGGUAUGAACCAUCUCGUGCCUCGAAGCCCAUCAACUUAUGUACAGUCCAUUGUCACGCUCGUUUUCUCCGACAGUAGUAAAACAAAACAAACGCAGCAUUGUAAUUUUCUGUAAAGCAAUAUUCUUGACAAAUGAUUUGCACAAGAUUCUAUAUAAAACAAGGGAAACCCCAAAU